CUCACACUCUCAUUCUCACUCUCUCUCCCUCUCACUCUCUUUCUCACUCUCUCUCACUCACUCUGUCACUCACACUCUCUCACUCCCACACUCUCAUUCUCACUCUCUCACUCCCACACUCUCAUUCUCACUCUCUCACUCCCACACUCUCUCACUCUCAUUCUCAUACUCUCAAUCUCACUCUCUGUCACACUCUCUCACUCCCACACUCUCACUCACAUUCUCACUCUCUCUCACUCUCAUUCUCACUCUCUCACAUUCUCACACUCUCAUUCUCACUCUCUCAGUCAUACUCUCUCACUCCCACACUCUCUCACACUCUCAUUCUCACUCUCACUCCCAUACUCACACUCUCUCUCACUCCCACUCUCACUCUCAUUCUCACUCUCACUCCCAUACUCACUCACACUCUCUCACUCCCACUCUCACUCACAUUCUCACUCUCUCCCUCUCAUUCUCACACUCUCUCUCACACUCUCAUUCUCACUCUCUCACUCUCAUUCUCACACUCUCAUUCUCACUCUCUCACUCCCACACUCUCACUCACAUUCUCACUCUCUCUUUCUCACUUUCUCUCCCUCUCACACUCUCUCUGUCUCACUGUCUGUGUGUGUGUGUCUGUGUCUGUCUCUGUGUAUGUAUCUGUCUGUCUGUCUCUGUGUGUGUCUGCCUGUGUCUGUCUCUGUGUAUGUGUCUGUCUCUGUGUGUGUCUGCCUGUGUCUGUCUCUGUGUGUGUCUGCCUGUGUCUGUCUCUGUGUAUGUGUCUGUCUGUCUGUCUCUGUGUCUGUCUCUGUGUAUGUGUCUGUCUGUGUAUGUGUCUGUCUGUCUCUGUGUGAGAGGUAGGAGGCAGUGCGGCGGAAACUCCCCGUUGAAAGGGAGGUUUACAAUGAAUUCCAUGGGAGGGGGCUGCGGGGGAGGAUACACACAUUGUUCGUUCGGUGUGAAUACAACACGCGCUUUCAUUACCAGAUAAUCAGAAACUGGAACAAAGACGGUGUUUAAUAGAACAAUUGCUUCACUGUUUUCAGCAGAUGAGGUUAAAGUGUGUGUUAAAAUGGCCAGAGUUAAUCAGGAGAUUAAAGUGUGAUCACUGGGUUAAAAUCCUCGCUGAGAUAAAACCAUAAGACACAGGAACAGGACAAGGCCAUUCGGCCCUUUGUAUCUGUUCCGGCAUUCGACCAUGGCUGAUGUAUUAUUCCCCCCCCCCACCCCAUUCCUCUGCCUUCUCCCCAUAACCUUUGACGCCCUGACUAAUCGACCCCUUUGCUUUAAAGAUGGACAACGUGCUGACCGGGGGGUCGGAGGGUGAAGGUGGAGCGUGCCGCCCACAUCUCCCCCCAAGCAGCCGGUUCAAAUCCGAAUCAGAAUCGGGUUUAAUAUCACCAGCAUACGUCUUGAAAUCUGUUGUUAUAUGGUAGCAGUAGGUUAUAUAGAUAAAGUCUAUAUAGUUAAAGCCUUAUAGUCUCAUCAGGCUGGUUUCCGUGGAUUGAAGAGACUCUCCCACACACCGCUCACACAAACUCUUCUCCCUCCUGCCGUCUGGGAAAAGGCUCCGAAGCAUUCGGGCUCUCACGACCAGACUAUGUAACAGUUUCUUCCCCCAAGCCAUCAGACUCCUCAAUACCCAGAGCCUGGACUGACACCAACUCAUUGCCCUAUUGUCCUGUUUAUUAUUUAUUGUAAUGCCUGCACUGUUUUGUCCACUUUAUGCAGUCCUGGGUAGGUCUGUAGUCUAGUGUAGCUUUGUUUUUUUUACGUAGUUCAGUCUAUGAUGCACCAUCAAUAACUCUGGGAGACGUGAGGCGAGCGAUAGGCUUUUAUUAGCUGGAAGAAAGCACCGUCAGCAGCAAGAGACCACCACACAACAUCCUGGGGACUGAGGGGGGAGCAGUGCCUCCAAUCGCCUUUAUACAGGGGUCUGUGGGAGGAGCCACAGGAGCAGUCAGCAGAGGGGCAUGUCCAGACAGGUAUAUGUAGUUCACCACAGUCUAGUUUUUUGUAUUGUUUCAUGGUCCUGAAAAACUAUCUCAUUUUUACUAUGUACUGUACCAGCAGUUAUGGUCGAAAUGACAAUAAAAGUGACUUGACUUGAUGCAUACAUGCUUUAAUGCAUUGAGUUGCUGCCACGCGAUUAGCUAAUUUGCAUAAACAAGCGGGUGAAUCUAAUAAAGAGGCCACAGAGUGUAUGUAUAUCAGUUAUUAUACAUUGUGCUUUAUACGAUUGCUUUUAUGCCAUAUUUAUUGUGUUUUUUAUGCUUAUUGGUUUUUUUUGCUACAUCGUUUCCAGAGGAACAAUAAUUUCAAUCUGCUUUACACUUAACCAUAUAACAAUUACAGCACGGAAACAGGCCAUCUCGGCCUGUUCUUAUCUUGAGAUAAGCAACAAUCUCUCAGAAGCACCCCUGGGGUCAAGGCUGACUUGCUUCUGGUGCAGGAUGCCUGUGGAUUACUUUAUUUAACAUGGGAAUGGCCACUACACGCCAGCUUCCACACGGUCACAAGUCCUUGGUCCACUAGCACGAAUGCCCAAUGAUUGCAGAAUUAACCGUAUAACAAUUACAGCACGGAAACAGGCCAUCUCAGCCCUUCUAGUCCAUGCCGAACGCUUACUCUCACCUAGUCCCACCGACCUGCACUCAGCUCAUAACCCUCCAUUGCUUUCCUGUCCAUAUACCUAUCCAAUUUUACUUUAAAUGACAAUACCGAACCUGCCUCUACCACUUCUACUGGAAGCUCGUUCCACACAGCUACCACUCUCUGAGUAAAGAAGUUCCCCCUUGUGUUACCCCUAAACUUUUGCCCUCUAACUCUCAACUCAUGUCCUCUUGUUUGAAUCUCCCCUACUCUCAAUGGAAAAAGCCUAUCCACGUCAACUCUGUCUAUCCCCCUCAUAAUUUUAAAUACCUCUAUCAAGUUCCCCCUCAACUUUCUACGCUCCAAAGAAUAAAGACCUAACUUGUUCAACCUUUCUCUGUAACUCAGGUGCUGAAACCCAGGUAACAUUCUGGUAAGUCUCCUUCCCCCUUCCUUUCCAGUCCUGACGACGGGUCUGAGCCCGAAACAUCAACUGUUUAUUCAUUUCCAGAGAUGCUGCCUGUCCUGUUGAGCUCCUCCAGCAGUUUGUGUGUGUUGCUUUGGAUUUCCAGCACCUGCAUAUCGUCUUGUGUUUGUGUCUCAUUGCCAUGCCGGUUUAUAAACCUUAUCUCCCGCUGAGUGUCAGAAACCCAUGCUCACUUGUGUGCUGAAGAGUGACAAUAAACAAUACUGACUCUCGAAUCUGUUCUGGCACAAAGUUUUUCGAGCAGAGAGUCCUAAAGCUUCUGAGAACCCAGUCACACGUACGCAGUAUUAAUUAUUGGUUUAUAUUUCGAGACUCAGCACAGGACAGGCCCUUGCGGCGCCUGGAGCCGCGUUGCCUAGCAACCCACCAGUUUAACCCCAGCCUAAUCACAGGGCAGCUUACAACCUACCAACUGGUACAUCUUUGGACUGUGGGAGGAAACCAGAGCCCCCGGAGGAGACCAAAGUGGACACCAAAAGUCCUGCAGUCGGAUCCCGGGUCCACCAGCUCUGCCGCUGCUGCCAGCCGCACGCCCAACACGGGUCAGAAGGAUUGGGAGCACCCGGCCCCAGCGCGCUGGUAAUCGGACAGAAGAACAGGGGUGGGGGCAAGAAGUCCUCACCCGCUGCGUUCCGCCAGCUUUUCGUGUGUGUUGCUUGAAUUUCCAGCAUCUGCAGAUUUCCUCGUGUUUCCGAGUUUUCACCCCCCCCCCCCCCCGCGGGCACUUUCAGAGGCAGCUUCCCCGCAGAGACUUUGACGGGCCACAGUGAGCUGGUGAAGGGACGGGGACGGCAGGGUGGGGCGAAAGGAAGAGGUUUGAAGCUCAGUGCCGCUCUGGGGGCGGCGGGAGUGGAUGCCGGGGAAGGGGUGACGCUUUGGGACGGGGAGGGCUUCCUAGGGCGCCCUUUGCCUUCAGAUGGGGAGAGGGCCUUGGCGUUGAUGGAAGUGAUGCUGUCGGGCCGCUCCCUCUACGGUGCCAGCUGCCUGCCCCCCGGCUCGGGGGAUCUGGUGAGUCGCCUCCCCCCACAGGGCAAGCCUGGCAGCAGACCCUGGACACCCCUCCGCCCCACCAGGAGAGGCAUCCAGGCCAAUGGCUGCUGCUGGAGACGGGGCCCUCACAGCCUGGCCGAGGACGGAGCUCGGCCCUUGAAGCUGGUACCCCUCCCGGGCCGGCUCACCGGCGGGAGGGGCGAGGAAGACGGCAGUGUUGGUCCCGGAAGGCCAGGGCUGCCGGCUGGUCUUUUAGCUCACAGAGAGGGGUGGAGUCCCACUCGCGGAGCUCCAGCCGCUGGGGAAGCAGAGGGUGGGUCUCGCCGCGGAGCUGGUCCUGACACAGGGGUAGGGGAUGGGCUCCAUGAUGGGGCUGAUUCUGCCACAGAGAUAGAGGGUGGGUCCUGUCGUGGAGCUGGUCCCCACACGGAGGUGGACAAUGGGCUCCACGAUGGAGCUGGUCCCCACACGGAGGUGGACAGUGGGUCCUAUCACAGAGCUGAUUCCCUUUCAGAGGUAGAGCAUGACUUCGAUCCCAGACCUGUGGCACAAAAUGGACACUCACACAGAGCCGGCUUUUCAGUGGAGGCAGGUGGAGCUGGCCAGAUAGAGGAGAAAGAGCUUGGGGCCCGUGAUAGAACUGGUCCCAGGGUGGAGCCAGGUGUUGAGCCGGGCCAAGGAGCCAGUAUAGUCAGUGAAUGCUAUCAGAGAGCGGAGCUAAAUUGUGAGCCCUGUCACGGAGCAGGCUGGGGGGGAAGCUCACAAGAUAACGAGGACUAUGUUGGCAAAGAUGGCACAUCCACAGGCCCGAUAGAACUCCAAGAACAGCAGUUCAUGGUUCGAGGUAUCGAGGACAGCGACGAGCAAGCUACAGAAACGACUUGCCUGUCAGAAACCCACCCACACACAGCCCACAAGCACUGCAGUCCCGCUUCAGGCACUGACCUGCAUCCCACAGGCCUGGUAACCAUGGCGACAGCCAGGAGGGAUGGCCAGGCCCCCGGUGCCUCCCUCCAGCAGAGCGGGGAGCCUGAGGAGGCCGAAGAUGACUUUGGGACGUUUGAGAAGGCGGGGAACCUGGUGCUCUGGGCCGAACCUGUCGGCCCCUUGUGGCUAGAGGACGAGAGGCUGUUAGGCCAGUGCGGAAACACAGCUGCAAAGAAUCAGGCGGCCGGCAAGGACACGGACCACCAUCGAUCAUGGGGACCUUGGCCCGACAAUCUCAAAGAAACUGCACAGCACAGAGCAAGCCUUCACGGGUCUCCGGACGGCACGGUGGAAAGCUGGGAGAGCAGAAGCCCGCACCUCAGCCCCUCCCUCACCUCUGGGGGCGGCUGGGCGGUCUUUGACGGUGCCUGCCAGGGCGGCGGCUUCAAUGCUUUCUCCGUGGGCGAGCGGGAGCUGGGGCAGUGCGGGGCCGGGGAACAAUGGUGGCCUGCUUCUUGCCCAGUUGCAGUGGCUUCUGAGCCUUCGCCAAUCAGGGGUUACCUGCGGUCCGUGCUACGCUCCUGUUUCCCCGCCGUCCCCACCGCCAGCAGCUCCCAGGUCGCAUUCCCCACGCUGGAGCGGGUCCUGAGUGGCACCGAGGAGCGAGGGAGCGAAGAAUUCUCCAGCGGCCGGGCCCGCGAGCUCUGGGCAUCACUGCAGGACACGGACGAGGCGGUUGGUCUCAAACACACAAGGGCGCGCUGUUGGAGCCACCGGCUGCUCUUGGCCUCUUUGCAAGUGGAUCCUGAAAACAUGGAUCCUCCCGCGGGGCAGACGGUGGCACCGGGCUCUUCCCCUCAGCUCCCCAGGGAGAGGAGGGCCGAGCUGGAUCCUUCUGCGGUGGCGGUAGGCCCAGACUCCCGGGAGUUGAUGUUGAUCAAGAACUCCUUCCCCCAGCACCAGACGAAUGGUUUCAGCCCAAGCCACAGGAUCCAGGCCUUCUUUUAUCACUGGGCACAGACCGAUAGAAGUGGGAGGUGCAAGGCUCCGUAUGACGUCAACAAGAACUUCACGGCCUAGAGGACGAGGGGCCGGAGCCGUCUGAACCCCUGUGGAACUCUGACUUUUAAAGACGUCUCCGAGCUUUGACAUCCACUGUCUGGAACGACUGACUGCCACUGGGACGACUGUGGGGACUGUUCAACCCUCUGAAAGGAAUAGAGCGAGAUUCUUGAAACGGCUGACGGCAACAUAGUGUUUCCACCUGUGUUUCAGGUGCAACUCCGUCCAAGAGGAAGGAGCAGACUUAGGCCAUUCAGCCCAUCAAAUCUUCUCUGCAGUUUGAUCGUGUGUCACUGCCCAUUAUGCUUCUGGCAUUUAGGGCAGCAAUGAAGGUCCUCCAUCUCUGGCGGUGUUCAGGGCUUCCUUCAUCCUAUCAGUAGCAUCCUCUCGGUUUUCACUACUGUCAGUCAUGCAAGUCCCGGGUGGAGACUCAAGAAUACCGUCCCAAUCAGAUUAGAAGGGUUCUUCAUUGCUAUUUCCAUAACAAUUUUGUUUGACCAGUCCGGGUUGUUAGCCCUGAGCUGAACCCCCAAAUCUGGUGGACCACUCUUAGUCUGACCUCUACCCUUUGACCUGUUUGGCAUGGGUGACCCUACCAGGAGCAUAAAGCCCUGACUCCAACCAAUGUAGCUCUCCAUGUCACUGAGGCACGCAAGCCUCCGAACCCUACGACAAGGUUGUAGGCCUCUUGGAGGUGCCAUUCCACCUUGGCUGAUGUAUUACCCCUCUCAACCCCAUUCUCCUGCCUUCUCCCCGUAAUCUUUGCCUGCCUUAUUAAUCAAGAACCUCCGCUUUAAAUAUACCCAAUGAUUUGGCCUCCACAACAACGAAUUCCAUGGAUUCACUACCCUCUUGCUGAGGAAAUUCCUCCUCAGCUCUGUUCUAAGGGGACAUCCUUCUAUCCUGAGGCUUUGCCCUCUCCCACUAUUGGAAAGCUCCUCUCCACAUCCACUCUAAUGGGCCUUUGAAUAUGCGAAGGGUUUCAAUGAGAUCCCCCCCUCGAUCUUCAAAAUUCUGGCGGGUACGUUUUCCCAAAAUCAUUCACCUCCAAAGCAGACCAGAGAAGCAGGGGUUGUUUUCUUUGAAGCAACAGCUAGGGACAGACUUAGCAGAGGUGUUUAAGAUGCUGGGAUUGGGAAGCCUAUGUCUUAUGAUCUUAUGGUCACGGGGAGAAGGUGGGGGAAUAGGUUUGAAUCAGCCAUCCUCGGACUCGAUGGGCUGAAUGGCCUAAUUCUGCUCCCAUAUCUUACAGUGUCGUGGAAGCAAUUUGUUUGGCGUGUGUUUCACGGACUGGGGACAAAGCUGAAGAUAUCCUCCAGGCCAGGGUUACUGUGAGGGAUAAAUUGCUUAUGUGGAGGGAGGCUGUGAUCUGGAAGACAUUAUCUGUGGGGCCGUUGGGAACAGAGUUAAUCAGAAAGGAAUGGGAAAAGAAGGCAAAAUUGGACUGACCUGCUAGACUGGACUCGAUGGGCUGAAUGGCCUCCUAGCUUGCUUAAUGAUCAUCCAUCAACGUGUGGGUCACAGGGCCCCCAGCUCUGACGCGAGGCAAGGAGAACAGGAUUUGUGCAGGGCACGGGUAACCGCGGCUGGGCCCUGGAGAGGGGUUCUCUGUCUCAGCGUAGCGGGCAGCGGACGGGAGGUUCCCUUCCCAACCUCCGGAAGAUCAGGCAAGUGGUUGGGAUGGUGGGCGGGCAGUCCGAGCUGAGAGCACGUUGUCGCUGGUCGGAGAUCAUCCACGGGAAGGGAAGUGAAACGGAGGAAAAGUCAUCGCCCUCCUCCUCACCGCGGACAAGCGGACUGUUAACUGCUCCAGAAGACCUGGAAUAAAGCAACGAAAGUUAGCCACGAACCACAGAGAGCCAAGUGGCUUUGACUGAACGUGCUUAAAAGUGAAAGAUUAAUAGUAUAAGGUUCCGAUACAGAGUGCUUGAAAAGUUUGAAGUUCCAAGUAGAAUUUACUAUCAGAGUACAAACAUGUCACCACAUGCAACCCUGAGAUUCCCUUUUCUUUCCCCUGCAGGAUCUACCCCUGUUAAAUAAUCUGUGUUU
Hypanus sabinus (Atlantic stingray) is the source of this 8089-nucleotide messenger RNA. RefSeq lists its product as uncharacterized. Bases 4001 to 6058 code for a protein of 685 amino acids. The record is from RefSeq and is a predicted model, not a curated record. The transcript has 7 exons. Lineage: Eukaryota; Metazoa; Chordata; Chondrichthyes; Myliobatiformes; Dasyatidae.